Molecule: messenger RNA, 1816 nt
Organism: Enhydra lutris kenyoni (northern sea otter)
Lineage: Eukaryota; Metazoa; Chordata; Mammalia; Carnivora; Mustelidae
Product: cytochrome b reductase 1
Exons: 4
Coding region: 102-950 (282 amino acids)
Cellular component (GO): lysosomal membrane
Molecular function (GO): oxidoreductase activity
Source: RefSeq, a predicted model, not a curated record
CCCAGGAGUAAAAGUCCGAGUCCCGCCCCGGAGUCAGAACCUUAAGGCCGCCGCCGCCGCCUGGCAGAGUUCUUGCGGCUGGCUAUGGGGCUCUGAUAGCCAUGGACGGCUACAAGGGCUUUCUGGGGCUGCUGGUGUCGUCGCUCCUCGUCGGCUUCCUGUCCGUGAUCUUCACCCUCAUCUGGGUCCUCCACUACCGGGAGGGACUCGGCUGGGAUGGGACCGCGCUCGAGUUUAACUGGCACCCGGUGCUCAUGGUCACUGGCUUCGUCUUCAUCCAGGGCAUCGCCAUCAUCGUCUACAGACUGCCAUGGACCUGGAAAUGCAGCAAGCUCCUGAUGAAGUCCAUCCAUGCAGGGUUACACACCGUUGCCGCCAUUCUCGUAAUUAUCGCUCUGGUGUCUGUUUUUGAUUUCCACAAUGCCCUGAGUAUCCCCAACAUGUACAGUCUACACAGCUGGGUCGGACUGACGGUUGUCAUACUCUACAUCUUACAGCUUCUCCUAGGGAUUUUCAUCUUUCUGCUUCCUUGGGCUCCGCUUUCCCUCCGAGCAUUUGUCAUGCCCAUGCAUGUCUACUCUGGGCUCCUCAUCUUUGGAACGGUGAUUGCCGCGGUGCUUAUGGGAGUGACUGAGAAACUGUUCUUUGCCCUGAAUAGUUCUGGAUACAGUAAGUUCCCACCAGAAGGUGUUUUCACAAAUACCCUCGGCCUCCUGAUUGUGGUAUAUGGGGCGCUCAUUUUUUGGAUAGUCACCAGACCACAAUGGCAACGUCCUAAAGAACCAAAUUCUGUCCUGCUUCAGCCAAACGGAGGCGCUCAAGAGGGAGCCGGAGGCUUAACCGUCAACUUUAGCAAUGUGGACACACCAGAUUCAAAAUUAAACCACGAAGCCUCAGCAAAGAAAAGAAACUUCACUGCUGAUGAGGUUGGCCAGAGAUCCACCAUGUAAAAUGUUGUAGAGAUGUGGCCCAAUAACUUCACUUUUAAAAACCAGCCUUCCAGUUUAACUUCUCCUGUUUAGCCCCAAGAUGAUUGAGCUCUGCAGUCGAUAUUUAUUUUAAUCAUAAAGUAGGAUUCCUUGGAAGAGUUUGUAUGGAUUGAGGCCUAUGAUCUUACCUGAAUUGGAAAGGAGACGAUCUGUGUAAAUAGUAGAAGAUAUAAAUGGUGGUUAUGUUACUUCUUUCUUAUCAUGGACCAAAAUAUUUAGCACAGUGCCUUACAUAGAACAGAUAAUCAAAAUGUGUCUCUCCAAAACAAACAAACAAAAAACUUAAAAAAACCAAAACCAAAAACAAAAAUAUGUCUCUCAGUUGGUAAAUGUCAUCAGUUAGCAGCAUCUCUGGCCUCUUGUCAUGAAGUCAUUUCCUGUUAAUUCCAGGAAUCCAAUCCUAAUGUUUUAGAAUCAGAUCUGGGGCAGGGUUUAUACUACACAGAUAAGGAGGAGAGUGCAGAAAAAUUCAGGAAAGUGACUGGUUCCCUUCUCCCAGUGACUGUCCCCUGUUAUCUAUCCCCCUCACUCAUUUGAGCUCAGAUUGGCCCUGGAGACCAGGGUUUGUAUUAGAGCAUUUUGGAGUGAUGACUGAGCCAAAGGUAGCUAAAGAAAUCUUCUCUUGUCAGACCUGGAAGUUUUUCCAAAACUCCACUGCAUCUCAAAGUUUCCUUGGGGUUUGGUGUACUUUCUAAUCCAGAUUCCAAAACCUAAUUAGUAGGGACCAUGCCUGAAAACAUAUGUAGCAUAAACUGUUCUCCACACCUCAAAGGGCACUUUUUCCCAAGUUUCUGGGUUUUUUGUUUUUACUAAAGAUUUUGUUUAUU